ACACCGAUAGUAUCGUAUAAACAACGUCUUCAGUUCCAUCUCCAAAACGCUGGCGUUUCUCUCACCAAAUAGUUUACAUUUUAAGCAAUGCAAAUAAAUUACAGGCAAACACGUAACCAGUGGCUGUCAAUUGAAGCGAGAGCCGGCAGCUAAGCAAACAAACUCGGCAAUCCAACUGGCCAACACAUCAAUAGGACCUUCUGCGGAUCAGUUGUACGUGUGACAUAUCCGCGAUUCGAUUUGCCACCAGAUUCGAUUCGAUUCGAUUCGAUCCAAUCCGAUCCAGAAUCCAAAUCCGAGAAUAUAAGAAAACUGCCAGGUUGGCGGUCGCUGGAGUGUGACGUGCGACCCGCGACCCGCAACUAAAUAUACAUACAUAUAGUCGAUGCCGACGAUUCCAGCUGGGCCCGUGCCCGAUGCUGGACACGCUUGUUGGACACGGCUGCUGCUGCUCGACAAGGGAGCUCUGUAGAAGGGCCAGCCGAGGGCUUCCAAUCCCAAUCCCACCGAAUCCGAUCAGCCAGCUUCACGCCAAUGUCGUUGCAGCGGUAGAGUCGCACUGCAGCAGACGCCCACCACCUACGCCAAAACCAACAACACCCACCAACCCCCCCGAAGAUGCGAUCGCGCAAGGUGCUGCUGGUAAUUGGCUUUCUGGUUACGUGGACCUAUGCCACCUACUAUCUGCUGAUGCGCCAAACGGGCAUCCACACGAGUUGGGAUCAGGCGCACCAUGCCUACCGGAUCAACUCGCAGGCGCGCGAGGCCAACCUACAGAGCCAUCAUCUGGCCAAGAACAUCUUCGAGUUCGUCAAGAUGAAGUACUUGGAGAACCAGCCGAAACCGCCGUCGGCGGUCUCCACGCCCCAGAUCAGCAUUGUCGCCGCUGAAAUAUCUGCGGAGCUGCCCGAGCAGCAUGUGGCCAAGGCGGCCAAGGUGGCCACGGCGCGGAUUCCAUGGAAAACAUAUCUGGCCACCGGCGAGCCCGUCUUCCCAGUUCUGGUCUUUGCGUGCAACCGGGUGUCGGUGAAGAAGUGCAUCGACAACCUGGUCCAGUACAGGCCCAGCAUUGAGCAGUUCCCCAUUAUAGUGUCACAGGACUGCGGCGACGAGCCCACCAAGGAGGUGAUCCUCUCCUAUGGCAACCAGGUAACCCUGAUCGAGCAGCCCGAUCUGAGCGAUAUCACCGUGCUGCCGAAGGAGAAAAAGUUCAAGGGCUACUACAAGAUAGCACGGCACUACGGGUGGGCCCUGAACACCACCUUCGGCGUGGGCUUUGAGUUUGUGAUCAUCGUCGAGGACGACCUGAACGUGGCGCCCGACUUCUUCGAGUACUUCCUGGGCACACACCAUUUGCUCAAGCAGGAUCCCAGCCUGUGGUGCGUGUCCGCCUGGAACGACAACGGCAAGGCUGCAGUGGUGGAUGCGGCGCAGCCGGAGCUGCUCUACCGCACCGACUUCUUCCCUGGUCUCGGCUGGAUGCUCACCAACGAGCUGUGGGCCGAACUGUCCGUCAAAUGGCCCAAAUCCUUCUGGGAUGAUUGGAUACGUCAUCCAGCCCAGCGCAAAGAUCGCGUGUGCAUUAGGCCUGAAAUAUCGCGGACUCGCACGUUUGGAAAAAUAGGCGUAUCCAACGGCUUGUUCUUUGAUAAGUAUCUGAAGCACAUUAAACUCAGCGAGGACUUUGUGAAGUUCACAAAAAUCAAUAUGAGCUACCUGCUAAGGGACAAUUAUGAUAAUACAUUUCUGCAGCGCGUUUAUACGUAUCCCAUUGUUACGUACGAUGAAUUGCGUCGAAAUUUGAUUAGAAUCGAAGGACCUGUUCGCAUACAAUACACUACAAGAGAACAAUACAAGCGGACAACCAAGAUGCUGGGGCUUAUGGAUGACUUUAAGAGCGGUGUUCCUCGAACUGCAUACCAUGGCAUCGUCUCCUUCUAUUACAACAAACGGCGCGUGCACUUGGCCCCCAAUGCCAACUGGAAGGGCUACGAGCUGUCGUGGAGCUAACGACGCUAAAUCUAGGACACCGCCAAAUCCACCUCCACCACCACACAGCUAGCCCCGUGUGCUUGUAAUACCAAAAAAUAGCCCUAUUAAUUUUUAUUAUUGUUUGACCAAUUAGCUAAGUUGUAACUAUGGAAUCUCCUUAAACGGGCGGCAGUCGCAAAGACUCCGCUGUUUUUUGCCAUCGCGUAAACCAGGGGCUCGAGAUAGACAUGACUUCUCAAGGAAAUGUAUCAAAACGAGACAUUUUCCACAUAAAAGUGUGCUCUCGUGUUCCCUGAGUUACUGUCCUGCUGUUGGCGUAACAAAAUCAAAUCCAAUGAGUCUCCACUAUGUAUAGUAGUUAACCGAACUGUGUGGCAAGAGCAAAAAGUGUUCCAUUCUAGCAUGCCACACAAGCAACGCAAUGAAUUGUAAAUAAGUCAGUGUCGUUCGCUUUUGUUACAGCUCUCUCUCAACCUAUCAUGUUAAAUUGCAAAUAAUUAUAGCAAUGGUUAAGUUAUAGUAUUCAGCGUGUAACUUUUAGCAUUUAAGUUGAUCCAACUCGAGUUCUAACUGCAACGGACGUGUAAUAUUUGUGAUUUGUGAUUAUUUAAUUUACAUUUAUUAAUUGUUGAGAGCCAGUCACUAAACAAUACCCGACCCACAAUGUAACAUAGAAUAGCAAUAACUAGCGCUAGGACUAGAACUAGAACGAGAACUAGACCAGUGCUAAGCCAGAAGGGGUGAGCCAAUAAUCCCGGGCAGGUCUGAAAGUGUGCCACUCUCAGCUAGUUGUAAUCGAAUCUAGACAGACAAGACACGUACUCUACCCCCUAUGACUACCCUUUGUAUGAGCAUAUUUUUGUGUGUGAGAGACGAACGGAACA
Drosophila rhopaloa is the source of this 2876-nucleotide messenger RNA. RefSeq names its product alpha-1,3-mannosyl-glycoprotein 2-beta-N-acetylglucosaminyltransferase. Gene Ontology annotation, molecular function: alpha-1,3-mannosylglycoprotein 2-beta-N-acetylglucosaminyltransferase activity. The coding region runs from base 619 to 2010 and encodes 463 amino acids. NCBI's taxonomy places the organism in Eukaryota, Metazoa, Arthropoda, Insecta, Diptera, Drosophilidae. Gene Ontology annotation, cellular component: Golgi apparatus. The transcript has 7 exons. Gene Ontology annotation, biological process: protein N-linked glycosylation. The record is from RefSeq and is a predicted model, not a curated record.